AUGGCCACCGUAUUGCAGCUUCCUCCUCCUGACACCGGUCCAGCCUUCAACGAGGUCUCAACGGGGAUAUCACCUGCACACGCCCAUAUGAAUGAAUACGCAAGCCGUCUUUCCAUUGCGGAGUUCGACCAGCUGGGAGACACGCGAUAUCCCACGUUGAACCCCGCUCCCAGGCCUCUUGCGUCUGUUAUGCCAAUCAACAGACCUGGACGACAUGCAGAUGCCCCCGCACCCGUCGAUGCGCAGGAAAGUUGGAGGGACUAUCCGAUGGGUGGAAAUGCCGAGGUAUGGAGAGGGGAGCAGCUUUUGCAGGAGGUCGCGGCCGGGGACCAACGUCGUGAAGAUGCGGCCUCCGCUUCCAGCAAGCCAUCCGCGCAGUCUCCAAACGCGGAGAGCACGCUGCAGCCAUACUCUACGCCGUCUGGGAGCCCCCCGCGCAUGUCAGAUCGUGUUGGACGUGAGGAUUCUUCUCAACGCCGUCCAUCAUCGCGAGGCCGCUCCGCAGAGGCCUCCCGACUUCCUGCAGAGUCAGCGCAAGCCCCAGAUAUGGGUCAGCGCUCGUCGGGGUUGCGCCAAUCCCAGGCGCAAGACCAAUACGGUUCUGCACCUCCCUCGUCGCCCCGCCAUCCCGCCUUACCUUCAGCGGGCAUAGGUGGACCUAGCGCUUCCGCCACAUCACCAAUCGUUCCUCUCGUCGCUGGUCCUUCGUUCACACCGUCUGGCAUGCAAGUCCACCUCUCAUCCAAACCCCGCGCAUCGGCGCAAUAUCCGACAUAUAUUACACCUCCCCCUGUCAUGAACAACAUGAACGCCACUUACACUCCGGCUCAGGCCCCCCGUGAGGAGGUCUGCGUCGAGUGUGCCAUGCGUGACCAAGACAUGGCCGACGUCGAUGUCACCGGCCCCGGCGUAUGGGAGCGGGACAGCGACGUGAUGUAUGAGGAGCUCCUCCACAGAGAACUGGAAGAGGAGGCUGCGGGUAUUGCACCCCCGGAAAACUCCUCUCGUCCACGGGCGAGGGGGAUGCCGUUGUCCGAGCAGAACCUGCGUGUCUGGCUCAGCAUUAACCCCAAAGAGCCCUCUUCCCGGCAACAGACGCUGGAUCAAUAUGUCAAGUCGCAACGGACCCUACUGGAGGCCGAGGCGCUUGCGCAUGCUCGUGCUAUGCGCGAGGCCAAGCAGCUGGAAGAGAAAAUGCGCGACACGUAUUCGCAACUUCGUCGGUCGGCAUACGAGUUGGGGACUACCGCACAGCUCAAUGACGAUGCCAGCGGCGUGCGGAUCAAGCCCCCGCGCUCAUCAUCUGUACCUGCUGCCUCCGCCCUCGCGAAAACCGACUCACAGGGUCGCGAGGUGACCUUGCUAGAGAAUGGCAUGAUCGUCGAGCACGUCGACGUGCGCAAGGAAGAGAAGGAGGAGCGCGACCGUCAGCGGAGGGAAGCGCGGCGCGACAGAAGCCGUGCUCGCAAGUCAUCGCGUGGCUCAGCCAUCGACGUUGCCUCCAUAUACUCCAUGCCCGUUCCGGGGUCGCAGAGACUUGGGACCAACGACAGUGGGUUCUUCUCUGGCCCUAAGGGCAGCGAGUCUCGUUACUCGCAAUCGUUCUCUCCGAGGCCGAGCAGUAUGCUUACGACCGGAGAGCGGCCGCACAUGCUGCCUCGUGCGUACUCGCAGGCGUCGUUCUCUGACAUGCAAAGUAUUGGAUCUUCGACGUCACCGAGGCGGUCCCGGUUCUUCGGUUUCAAGAACCUCACCGCAGGGUGGAGGAGUCAGGAGAGCUUUGCGCCAUCAGGUAGCAUGAUGGACAUGCACGUCGCUCUGCAACGAGAGGAGCAAUACCUACAACAACAUCCGCUAGCAGAGCCUGUAAGCAAUACACCGACACUACGUGUUGACGACCACUGGGUGCAGGAGGAAGGCUCGUCCCGCACCGCAACGCCUGCGAAUGGCUUGGAGCCGAAGAAGAAGAAGAGCGGGUUCAAGAAGAUCUGGAAGAUCGUGACAGGUUCCAAGAGUAGUUCCGGGCAGAAGGGUCGUCCUGAGUCGCGAUCGUUGGAGAAGUCUGAGGACUUCGCUCCGCUGGCCCCCCCGCCGCCAUUGUCGUACCUGGUGGACAGGGACCGUGGUCCUGGGUCCAGGCGGCACGUUUCCACUCCUUCGUUACCUACAUCUGUAUCCCCUAAUCCUGCGUCCCCGUACCCCGCCUCCCUCAUCACUGCACCUUCUAGCAUCAUCCCCUCGCCGACGUCCGGUAGACAUCCCGCGCCGGACAAGGACAACCUCAGCGACAGCCGCAAGAAUAGCGGCACUCUGGAGGACCAUCAUUCCCGGGCGCCCUCUGGGGAUGCCUCUCCGGAUCUGGACGCGCGUGGCCGCCCGGCCCAGAGUUCCUCGAGGACGCUGUCAAGUCUAGGACCGCAGACUCCACCCACGGCGCAGUCGCGCGUCUCCAUCGCGAUUCGGAGGGACAAGUCGCUACCUCCGUUACCAGCGGAAGCAGUUGACUUCCCUCAAGGCAGUCCCAUGGCCGAAGGGCGUCCGCAGACGAUGUUCACGUAUGGUCAUCUGCCCAUGUCAUUCUCGAGCGACAAGCUCCAGCCUCCACAAGCGCCAUUCCGGACCUCCGACAAACGCAGGCAGUCAUUCGGUGGUCUGACAUCGAAGGCGAUGAUGCAGAGCCUUCCAGUCAAGGGAGUGUUCGGAUCCACUCCCGUACCGCCCUUCCUUGCAGAAGAGCGAUACAGCGAAUUCGGCGCUUCGCGAUUCUCGCUGAGGGAUGCUGACAACUCUCGUGGGACCGGGACGCAACGCUCACGGGAUAUUACGGCACGAACCAAGCGACCAAGGAGUCGCUUCGGGCUGUCAGCACUCUUCGGGAAGAAGUCGUCGCACGGAAGCCAGAGUGGGGAGAAUGGCCAGGACGUUUACCCCAACGGCCUCAGGACCUCGGGGUCUGACCGUGAACACCCUGUGAUUGGCAACGGGAAUAGCCAUGCCCACACAGGCUCAACCUCGGCGCAUAGUGGCAACCAGCGGAUGUCCGUCGCGUCGCGAAAGAACAUCGCAGAGCUAGUCGACCAGGACCCUGAGUUCGUUGCAUACCGGUAUCCAUCGACAGAUGCACGGUUCGAGGUGCGAUGA
This is a messenger RNA of Rhodofomes roseus, 3141 nucleotides long. RefSeq lists its product as uncharacterized. Bases 1 to 3141 code for a protein of 1046 amino acids. The record is from RefSeq and is a predicted model, not a curated record. The transcript is spliced from 3 exons. NCBI's taxonomy places the organism in Eukaryota, Fungi, Basidiomycota, Agaricomycetes, Polyporales, Fomitopsidaceae.